Messenger RNA from Annulohypoxylon maeteangense, 1617 nucleotides. RefSeq lists its product as uncharacterized. Bases 232 to 1320 code for a protein of 362 amino acids. Lineage: Eukaryota; Fungi; Ascomycota; Sordariomycetes; Xylariales; Hypoxylaceae. The record is from RefSeq and is a predicted model, not a curated record. The transcript is spliced from 2 exons.
UAAUAUUCUGCAAUCCCACAUCUCAUCACGCUAGCCAACGCCAACGAACCUCAGCUACGGUGAGAUCCUAGACAUCGUUCUAGUGGUGUUGAUGCGUGUGAGAUGGAUGACAUAAGGCCAGUAUCCCGCCCUAGACUAUAGUUAGCUUUCUCUUCUUUUUACCGUCAGAUUUCGUUGUUUGUAUCAAACGACGAUCUCAAUUUUCAUCCUGUAUAGGACACGCCAGCCACGAUGGGUCUAUUCGAUCUCCCUCCCGGCACCGACCCCGACACCUAUCCGGCUUCGCACAACCCGGACGGGACUCCAGGAGAUUUCAACAGUCCCGUUAAUAGCGCAAAACUGUUCUAUAUAGUCGGCCCAAUUAGCCUGGUGCUGGCCGUCGUUGCUUCAUUUCUCAAGAUCUAUAUCCGCGCCUUUGUGCACAAGAAAUUCGGUAUCGAUGAUGGGCUUACUCUCAUCGCCCUGGCGUUGCAAUGCGUGCAGGUCGGCUGGGUUAUAGACGAAAUGAAGCACGGCGCCGUUAGACACAUGUGGGAUAUGUCAUGGACCAAGUUUCUCAAAGUCCUCAGGUUCCAGGACGUUAACGGGGCGAUUCAAGCAUUCGCGUUCAUGGUUGCGAAGUUGUCUAUCGUUUUUCUCUUUUACCGUAUCUUCUCCCCGAAAACUUUCUACAAAUGGGCAAUCAUUGUCUGCGGUAUAAUUGUCUUCGUCGGUUACGCAACAUUGGCCAUUGCGUCGCUCUGCGUUCCUCUCGAAGAUGGGCCAACGGUUCUUUUCAGGGUGAGCGAGACUAUCGGUGCCGUGGGCUUGGUUACAGAUGUCUAUCUCGCAGUUUUGCCUAUCGCAGCUAUUAUGUCUCUAAAUCUGCCCCGAAGGAGGAAGAUUGGUGUUGCUGCUAUAUUUGGUGCUGGAUUUCUGGGUAUUGCCAUGGCUGCACUUUCUGCUUACUAUCGCAUAUCCCCAUCUGAAACCAACAACACCACGGACGACACCUACACCUUCACGAAGCGGAUUACUGUUCAGGUGGUCGAGCUCGACAUAGCUAUCAUCAUCGGAUGUGUACCCAUCUUCCCGGGUCUCCUCCGAGAAACUAUUGUCACCACCUGGAUUAGCAGAACUUUCGGUUCUAUGACUCGACUCGUCAAGAGUCGAGGCUCCGUGACCAGCCACUCGGAGAGCUACUACAACCUGUCUGGUCAUCAUCAUCCAAGCUCGUCCAAAUCUGCUGUCCCAAUUCCGCUUGAGCAAGUGCAUACAGACGAAAGAAAGACAUAUGCAGUGCGGUCAUGGGCAGACACUCGAUCCGAAUCGCCAGUUUGAAUACGGAAAGAUUGCUUAAACUAGGUAUCGUCUAGAGGAGUGGAAACGCUCAUAAGUUUUCUUCGGGCAAUCCCUUUCGGCGAGACGGAUAAUGACGACAAACAAUAAUAAGAUUGGGAAUAAUGGAUGUGUACUUGUAAAAUCGAGAAAUGUUAUUAUAUGAUAUUGGACGGGUCAAUAGCGUCGGAACCAGAUAUAACUAUUUAUAGCCGUUCUAUUAUAUGUAGAUCUUGAGAGUGAAUAAUGGAAUACGACCGCUAAAAAAACUAAUUUUACAAAUCCAAUCGCUAAAUGCCC